Homarus americanus (American lobster) is the source of this 13570-nucleotide messenger RNA. Its product is annotated as DNA polymerase theta-like. The coding region runs from base 163 to 9918 and encodes 3251 amino acids. The record is from RefSeq and is a predicted model, not a curated record. The transcript has 33 exons. Lineage: Eukaryota; Metazoa; Arthropoda; Malacostraca; Decapoda; Nephropidae. Gene Ontology annotation, biological process: DNA-templated DNA replication; double-strand break repair via alternative nonhomologous end joining. Gene Ontology annotation, molecular function: DNA-directed DNA polymerase activity; DNA binding; ATP binding.
GUGUUAUAAGCGACGGCACACACGGGCAAUGUCCCUCCCCGUUUGAGUCGUCAGUUAAGACGUUUUACAAAUUUUAAGGAUUUCUCAUGUGUCCAUGAAGAAAUGUUUUACCACAGCACAAGAAUAUGUGAGACAAAUUAGAGCUGCCACCAGGACUGGGUGAUGGAGGCUAGAAGGAAAGAUGGCUGUAGACCACGCUGGAAAUAUCUUGGAAGAUUUGCCAUUCCUUUCCAGUCUGGUAAUAGAGUUAAGGCGAAGCGGAUCCUCCCAGUUCCACCUGCACCUGAUGAGAUGGCACGGACAAAGUCUGAAAUAAACAGUGUUGACCAGAGGUUGGCUAAUACUCAAGCGUUGGAUAAUAAUUGUAUUUUUGAAGAUUCUUUCUGCAAUCUGGAUGUUUUGGAUGGUGUGUGUGAAGCUGAGACUGAGUACACCAACAUCAGGGUUAAGAGAUCACCACAGGGGGUACCGUCUGCUUCUCACCAAUUUAAAACUCACUCAAGCAAACGGAAUGAAUUAGUAGAAGGUCCACUCCACAAUGCCCAGUCUUUAUUAAAUAAUGCUACACACAAACGCACAUGUAAUGAAAAUCAGCUCUCAUCAAACAGAACUAACUCUUCAGAUCUAAGACGAUCACCCAGAUUGAAAAAACCAACUUCAGACAGUGCAAAAAAACAAAAGCAUGAUACAACAUCAAAAGAGUUUGCCAAACAUAAUGUUAAUGUAAAGCAGAAGGAAAAUGUUGUGGCCACUGCAGUUGGAGCUGAUACUCUGGAAGCCAUUGAUGCUAUGGAUCUGGAUGACAGUCUUUUCCCAGAUGAAAUUACUUCUCCAGUAGAUGAAAUACAAAGAGAAGAACGUCUUGGAUGUGCAGUCCAGCGUAAGUCUCAGGUGCAUAAUCAUAAUGAGAAUUCCGGGCACUAUGUUAACUUUUCAUAUAGUGAAACUGUCAGAAGGUCACAAAGGCUCAGAAUUAAAAACAGUAAAAGCAAAACUGAUUCUACUGGUUCCUCAGAUAUAAAGAAUAGUAAUGAAAAUGCAACUGUCAAAGUUUACGAUCAAAGAAUUUUUUAUUCAAACUGUAAAAGCAAUAUAGGAAAUGGUUGUACAAUUGGUACAGAUUCUGCAUCAAAUGUAAAUUUAAAUUUUCAAGAAGAUUCGUCUAAUUGUGAGGCAUAUAAGGAAAGGCAGAGAAAUUCUUUAUCGGGAAUGUCCACAUCUCUAAACAAUGCAGCUCAGCAUAAGUCAAAUAAUACAUUAGAAAAUAAGAAGGACUUGGUGAGACCAAAAAUUAAUCAUAAGAAAGAAUUUAGAAAUUCAUCAGAUUCUGUAAAAAAAAUGUCUACUAUAAAAGAUGAGAAGAGUAUGAUAGAGGUCUUCGCUGAUGUAUUUGCUACUGGAUUACCACUUGAACAAAGUAAACAACUUCAGUGUGGUAAGAAUAAUAAAUCGGAAUCCAUAAGAGAGGCAGCUAGACAUAACUCACUGUUCGAUAGCUAUUUAGAAGAUGGUUCUCCAGGGAGUGAUAAACAGUUAGAUAAAGGAGUAAAGCAGAAUGAUGAACUUCCAACUAGACAGAAACAACAGACUCUUGAUGCCACUGAAAAAAGACAGUCAUGCUCUGAUAUUCCUAAAGCCAAGAACGGUGAACAUGUUGGUCCUCAGAUACAAGUGGCUGGUCCUCAGACACAAGUGGCUGGUCCUCAGAUACAAGUGGCUGAUCCUCAGACACAAGUGGCUGGUCCUCAGAUACAAGGGGCUGGUCUUCAGACACAAGAGGAUGGUAAAAUAGUAAAUUCCAAAAUUCUCCACGCAUUUGUUAAACCUGGCACAACUGUUGAAUCCUUUACACCUGCUAAAAUGUACAACUCUGCACUUGUUAUGUUUGAUAAUUCUAAUAAUCCACUGACACAUGUUAAUACUGAAGCACACAUUACCGUCCAGAUAUGUGAUAAGGUUAAUAAAUCUAAUGAAACUCGAGUACAAGUUAUCUCAGGUGAAUCUGUGGAGAUUCCAGCACUUGUUAAUCCUCCGUCCAAGGAAAAUGAUGCACUAUAUAGAAAAGAGUUUAUGCGUGGAGAGGCCAAAAUGCCUGUUAAAUCUCGGUCAGCUGAUGAGGUCAAGAGUACAAAGAAAGACAUUGAAAUGCUUGUUAUAUGUGCAAAAGCUAAACCUGAAACUCCUGUUCAGUUCCACAACUCAAAGUCUCCCAAGAGUGAGAAAGGUGAAGUAUGCUUAAGAAGUCCUUUUAGUGAGAAUAAUAAGACUCAGAGUUUCCUUACUACCCAAGAGAAGAUGGAGUUGUCGUCAUGGGGACUGCCUGAUGCUGUGUUGGAGUGUUAUCUGAAGAAUGGAAUCAAGACAAUGUUUCCUUGGCAAGCUGAGUGCUUGAGCUUACCAGAGGUUCUUGAUGGAAGAAAUCUGGUGUACUCUGCUCCCACAUCAGCUGGCAAGACUCUUGUGGCUGAACUACUGUUGUUAAAAAGAGUGGUGGAGAAUGGUCGUAAGGGAAUGUUCGUCCUACCUUUUGUAUCAGUAGCUCGGGAGAAGAUGUACUACCUCCAGAAGAUGUUUAGUGUUGCUGGUGUACGUGUUGAGGGCUUCAUGGGCUCCCAAGGGCCACCAGGAGGUCUGAAGGCUACUGAUAUUGCUGUGUGUACAAUAGAAAAGGCUAAUAAUCUUGUUAACAGGUUAUUGGAGGACAAACGCUUAAAUGAACUUGGCAUAAUCGUGGUGGAUGAACUUCACAUGCUGGGUGACUCUCAUCGAGGGUAUCUCCUGGAGUUGCUCCUCACCAAAGUCAUGUUUGUGUCUCGUCACUCCUGCAGCGGUAAAAAGGAUGAAAACAGUAUACAAAUUAUAGGCAUGUCUGCCACAUUACCAAACUUGGAAUUAUUGGCAUGCUGGUUAGACUCCAGACUGUACAAGACAGACUUCAGGCCUGUACCACUUACUGAGAGAGUCAAGAUUGGCAGAGCUGUGUGUGAUUCUACCAUGAGUACAGUGAGAGAAUUAGACCCUCUUCUGACUGUUAAGGGUGACAGUGACCACCUGAUUCAACUGUGUCUUGAGACAGUCUUGGAGGGUUACUCUGUUUUAGUCUUCUGUCCUACUAAAGCCUGGUGUGAGAAGUUGGCAGAAUCUGUCGCAAAGGCAUUCUUCAGAAUUGGAAAGACAGACAGCCAGUAUCCGAUGAAGCUCAGCAGAAAAUUAAGAGAUUCAUUGGACUCUGUGGGUAUUGGAAGGGUGAUGGAAGCUCUACGUAAAUGCCCUGUUAGUCUGGAUGCUGUCUUAGCUCGAUCAAUAUCUUUUGGAGCAGCUUUCCAUCAUGCAGGUCUAACCUUUGAUGAGCGUGAUAUUAUUGAGGGAGGUUUUCGCACUGGAUCAAUACGUGUUCUUAUUGCUACUUCAACUCUGUCGUCUGGUGUGAACUUGCCAGCACGGCGAGUUAUUAUUAGAUCUCCUGUCUUUGGGAGGUCCAUUCUUGACACACUGACCUACAAACAAAUGAUUGGUCGAGCCGGUCGAAAAGGAGUUGACACAGAGGGUGAAAGCAUCUUGAUUUGUCGAGAGGAAGAAAAACAAAAGGCCCGGACACUGAUGAGCUCUACUCUUCCACCCAUCACCUCUUGUCUCCAGCAUGAUGCUUCUCUAACAUCCAGCAUGAAGAGAGCCAUCUUAGAGGUGAUAGUGAGUGGUGUUGCGACCACCCCAGACAAGGUCGAUGGCUACUGCAGGUGCACACUCCUGGCUACUUCUCUCAACACAGAUGCUAGUCAUUCACAACCAGAUACACCCAGUUCUAUCAGUACUUGUAUUGCCUUUCUGGAAGAGAAUGAGUUUAUAAGGUUGCAAGACACUGAUGGUGCUGUGAAAUAUAUUGGAACACAGCUAGGGCUUGCAGUCCUUGCCUCUGGCCUCUCCCCUGAUGAAGGGCUACAUGUGUUCACUGAACUGCACCGUGCCAGGCAGUGUUUUGUGUUGGAGAAUGAUCUCCAUAUUAUAUACCAGGUAACACCAAUAUAUGUAAGUUCAGCUUGGCUCAGCCUGGACUGGUUAACAUUUCUGGACAUUUGGGAGAGACUUGGUGACAAUAUGAAGCGUGUGGGUGAGCUGGUGGGCAUUGAGGAAGUCUUCAUUGUGAGGGCUAUGAAGGGCCUGAUUAAUAAAAGGUUGAAAAGUAAUGCGAAACAACUGGCAAUACAUCAGAGAUUUUAUACUGCUCUGGCACUUCACGAGCUUGUCCAGGAAGUGCCAUUGAACACUGUGGCCGAGAAAUAUGGUGCUUGCAGAGGGAUGCUUCAGUCUCUUCAACAGUCAGCUGCUUCAUUUGCUGGUAUGGUGACGGUGUUUUGUAAUCGCCUUGGCUGGCACAACAUGGAGUUACUGCUGGCCCAGUUUCAUGAUCGUCUCCACUUUGGAAUUCAGCGAGAAUUGUGUGACUUGGUCAGGUUAUCUUAUCUUAAUGGCCAGCGUGCCCGAGUCUUGUAUAAUGCAGGGCUAGAGACAGUCAAAAUGUUGGCUCAUGCCAGUCCUCAAGAUAUAGAGAACAUACUGCUUUCUACUGCCCCAUUCCAAAGCAAUAAGAUGGAGACUCAACAGGAAGGCACCAUCUGGUUAUCAUCUGGUCGCCCCCUUACCGAGGGUCAGGCUGCUGACCUCAUUGUUGAUGAAGCUCGGCAGUUAGUGCAGAAAGAUCUUGGCAUAGCUUCAAUAGAUUGGACACGAGAGACUAAAGGAAUUAUUACCCCAGGAAGAAAGCCGUCCACUGGAACACAUGGCUCUACUUCAGCUAACCGUACAAGUUGUAUUACAAGACGAAGGAGUUCAAUCUCGCCAAAUCCCAUACUGCAACCUGAGGCAGCCAGAAGGAAAGAUAGCAUUAAUGGAGCUGUGACUCCAGUCAUUGAGACUAAGGCAAGAAAGAGGAUAUCUCCACUCAUAUUGGCUCUGAGGAGAAAAUCAAAGUCGCCAAAAAUUAUUAUUGACACAAAAAAGAUGACAAUAAAUGCAUCAUCUGAACAAUGUAUGCAAGAUGAGAUAAAUUUAAAAAGUUGCAGUACAAGAGGAGAACCUGAUAAGCUAGAAGAUAAUCUUAGGGAUCAUGAUGGUGCAGGAACCACUGCUGAACCUCUACACCGUACUACUGGUGCUGCAAAAAGUGUCAAGGAAAAUGGAACUGUAUUUACAUCAGUAAAUGGGAAUGUAGGAACUGAUGAGGGUAUUAAUACAGUUUUUGAAAAUGGGAAGACAGUUUCUGAGACUGGUAAAAGUAAUAAUGUAGUUCCUGCAGACCAAACAGGAAAUAAACCUAGUAAUGACAAGAACAAAGAGAAAGAGAAUAAGUCAGAAAAAAGGGAGAGAAAAGACACCAAAGGGAAGGCCAAAAAUAGAAAGAGAGAAGUUAAGGAUACCAGAAAGAGCAAUGAUGAAUAUAAAUUGAAAGUGUCAAGGAAUGCUGAUAUAGCUGAAGAUAAAGAAAAUUUUGAUAGUAAUGGGCCAACCAACCAAAGUUCUGGGAAUUAUGCCAAGAAUAUUUUCAAAGAGAAGUCAACCAUUGUUGGUCUGUUAUUUGGGAAACCUAAAGUCAGGGAGGAGGCAGUGAGAAUGGACAAGGAGAACACAUCUUUUUGGAUUCCUGAAUCACAGGAAGAUAAAUCUGAUAAUGUGUUUACCCCCAAACGACCUAAAAUUUUUGGAUUGAAAUACAAUAAUCUGAAGGCAGUACAAGAAUUUACAAAUAAAACUAAUAGUUCAUUAAAGGAGACCACUAAGACAGAACAACAGAAACACUGUUUGAGGCCGUGUGAGCAAAGUGUUGUACCAGAGAUCAAAAUAACACCGGUGCAGGAUAAUGGUAGUCAAUUAGAUGGAGAUCAUAGCAAUGGAAUGGACACAAACACACCAAUUGAUGAUAAACCCAAGAAAAUGUUAAAGGUGAGUGCCACCACACCUAUUACUAACACAGCUGCAAAACUUAUCACUUCACCAACACAGACACCUGCAGGUAUUAUAAAUGAUGCUGUUGCCAUUUCAGCUUCAGAAGACUUUCCAACUUUUGACAUAUCCUGUUUUGACGAACAUGUUCAGAAAGUUGAAGAGAUGAUUAAGGAUAAAGAGAGAAAUGUGUUUAAUGAGAAAAAUGGCAGAGAUAGCUCCAAAGACUUUGUAAAUACCUCAUUAUCCUGUAUAAGUAAAAAGGCUGUCACAAAAGGGAGUAAAACAGAGUCAAGUGACAUUGAAACAAAAUAUCUCUGUAGUGUGACACAGAAAAACUACAGUAAUGUGAGUAUUGACCUUCUUUCUGAUUCACAAAAAGAUAAUCUUUUAAGGAUGUUGGAUUCACAGGAUUUUUAUUUUGGGUCUGAGAAUGUAUGUGUUUUACAAGAGGGUGUUAUCCAUAAAGAAUCAAUACGACCAACUGAAAUAAAGAAUAGACCCACACACAAUGUAGAGCCAAACACCAAAGGUGACAGGAGAGAGCAGGGUACAGUAAUGCUGAAAACUAAGUUUGAAGCUCAUAAGACUGGCCCCAUUAAAAGUAAUCCUGGUGUACCAGCAGGGAAGUGUACCAGCAACCAGAAUUGCAGAGCUAAUAAAUCUGAAUCAUUAAUACAGUAUAAGAGGAGGUCUCCAGUUGACAGUUUUUCCCCUCAGAAGAAGUCCAGAUUAGAUGAAAUUGUCAACAAGGACAUUCUAAAUAUGUCAACUGAAGUUUUGAAUAACAGACAGGAUGAGAAAUCUAUCAUCCAUCAAGUUUGUCCAAAAGACUUUGACUUUAGUUUAAUUCAAGACAUUGAAAGUGAUAAAGAAAAAGAGAUUAACGCUGUAGAUGGUUCAUAUCUACAGACAGUUUCUAAACAAAAAUGCUUAUUAGUAAAUGUUCAACCAGAUAUUUCAAGAGAUAGAGCAGAAUUGAACAGCAGUAUUUGUCCAUCAUGCUCAAAAAAUGAAGAUUCCUACAGUAAAAAUCAAACAGCUGAAGUUUUAAAUCAAAACUUUUGUGAAGUUAAGGAAUUAGAGUUGGAUGAUAAGGGAGACACCAAAGAGGAUGAAACAUUAUCUGAUUCAUUUCUUGACCGAGCUUUUGAGAGUUACCUAUACCUGUCAUCUCCAGGUGAAGAAUUACUUCAUCAUAACCAGCCUCAACCUGUCCAACAAGUAAUAGAAGAAAAUAUUAAUGAUCAACCUGAGGGAAAUGUGAAUAUUAAUGGUAGGUCUCGAGAGCCAAACAAGGACAAAAAUUUUCACAAACAACAAGAGGAAACAGGUAACAAUGAUACAGAUGUUAAAAGUGUUCAUGUCUUGAGAACAAAUAGUUUCAGUCAUAGUUUCACUCAGUUGGACAUUACACCUGGCACAGAAGCCUUAUUAGAAGGAGGGAUGAAAGAUGAUCAUGGUGUGCUGAUGGAAAAUGAAUUACAACUUGAACUUAACAAAGUGAAUCCUUCUCAGAAAAAUAAAGGCAGAUUGUCUGAUGAUAUCUUUGGAACACCCGUAUCACCAAUCUCAAUAUGUUCUCAAAGGAAGGCAAGCGAUGUAAAAAGUAACAUAACUGAGAAUACUAAAAAAAAUAAAGCAUUGUCAUCAAGUAACCAGGGUGUGGGUGUAACGACACAUAAAGUAUUUCAUUCUACUAAAGACAAUUAUUCAGAGAGGAGCAAGCCUGUUGGUAUGGACACAGAUGUAUCAAAUGAUCUCCCAUCAAUGACAAAUUCAUUUUGUAUUAUUGAUGUUGUAAAUGACACAAGGUUAUUCAAAAGUUUUAUGAAAGAGUGGGAAGAACAAGAGAUAUAUGCAGUAGGUUUAGCAUGUGAAAAAAUUGCAGCCCAAGGAAGUAAAGGUGGCAUAGGAUGGCGAAUAACUGGUCAGGGUCGCACUCGAAGGCAGAGCCAACGAUCUCAAGAAAUAGCAGGACUGGUGGUAGAAAAUUCUGACUUACUGAUAGUAGGUAUGGCAGUCUGCUGGGGAGGACGUGAUGCUUAUUAUAUUAAUUUACGCACCACUCAAGAAGAUGCAUUCAGUAGCAGUCUCUCAACACCUCCCCUACAAGGAGCUGUUUCAUUUGAGAACCGGGUAGAUAGUAUAAAGAAUUCAUUACUAAGAGAAAGAGAGAAGACCCCAAUACUCCGUGUCUGGGACGCCAAGAAUUGUAUGAAGCUGCUGGCAGCUGCUGGUCUAGGGUUUAUACUGAAUCCAACUGAGGAUCCAAGAGUUGCUUCUUGGAUGUUGGAUCCUGGAGAAAAAGAACUUAAUAUUUAUAACUUGGUAAUGAACUACAGUGCAGAGAGUCUUCCACUUCUGGAGGGAGUUGGUAGUUCGUGGGGCUUGGCCAGUCUUGGGGUAAACACAAAUAAUCCUGGGUCAUGCCGUGUUCGAGCAGCUACAGAAAGUGUUGUGGUGUAUCACCUUAUGGCAGCUCUUAGAGUACAGUUACAAGAGCUUGGGAUGCUACAGUCAUUUGAGGAUGUUGAGAUGCCAUGUGUGCAGACACUGGCAUGCAUGGAACUCAAUGGUAUGGGCUUCAACAUUCAGGAGUGUGAGGCUCAAAAAUCAAUAAUGCAGUCAAGAAUGAGCUCACUGGAGAGAGAUGCGUACUCUGCUGUAGGUCAUCCAUUCUCCCUCACUUCCCCGGAUGAGAUCAGCCAAGUGUUGUAUGGUGAGCUCCAUCUACCAUCUCCUGUUGGACCUGCUGCUGCUGCUGUCAGAGGAAGGCGAGGUCACAGCAAAAUAGGAGGUCGAGGAAGUAGACUGAGUGGACCAACCAACAAAGAUGCAUUAGAGAAAUUGUCAAAAGUUCACCCACUUCCUUCACUCAUCCUGCAGUGGCGCAAAAUAAACUCAUCUCUUACUAAGGUUGUGUUCCCUCUUCAACAAGCAUGUGUCUACUCUCACCGCCUGGCCAUGGAUCGCAUUCACACACAGACUUACAGUUUCACAGCUACAGGCAGAAUCACAAUGCAUGAGCCUAACCUUCAAAAUAUUCCAAGAGAUUUCAGUAUUCAGGUUGCUGCAGAUCACACUAGAGAGAGAAUAGGGGCAUCAAAACAGCAGCAGCAUGCUCAAGUAAACUCUGGCAUCAUGUGUCAGUUGGCUCCACUCUUGACAGGAGAAGAAGAACACACAGUGAGUCUCCGCCAUGCAUUGGUAGCUCAAUCAGGUAGUGUCCUUCUAGCUGCAGACUACUCCCAGGUAGAGCUGAGGUUACUUGCUCACUUGGCAUCUGAUAACAAACUCCUGCACUUGCUCAACAGUGGUGAGGAUGUGUUCACCACCAUUGCGGCACAGAUUAACACGACAAACUCAGAGGACGUGACUGUGGACCAGCGUCAACAAGCUAAGCAGAUUUGCUAUGGCAUGAUUUAUGGCAUGGGUGCUCAGGCACUGAGUGAGCAACUGAAUGUGGAGGAGGCUGAAGCUCUCUCUUUUAUGGACAAGUUCAAGAGACGCUUUCCUGGAGUGCAGCAGUUCAUGCAAGGUACAUUAGAGAAAUGCCGCAAGAAAGGUUAUGUUCUCACCCUGUUGGGCAGACGCAGAUAUCUUCCCAACAUCACCAACCAGAACGUACAUGCCCGAGCCCAGAGUGAGAGACAAGCUGUAAAUACUGUCAUUCAAGGAUCAGCAGCAGAUCUUGUCAAAUUAGCAAUGGUGAGAAUAAGUACAACUCUACAACAGACAUUUCCAACAGCACCUACCUACCUCACACAACCAACUAAUAGAAGACAGCAAAUCUGUGGUGCUUUUCUUGUACUACAACUUCAUGAUGAACUAAUGUAUGAGGUGGUUAGUGAAGAUGUCAUUCAAGUGGCCCAGCUGGUUCAGAGCCACAUGGAAGGAGUCCAGCAGCUGGCUGUGUCUCUACCAGUAAAGAUCAAGGUUGGACCAUCUUGGGGAGCAAUGAAGACACUCAACCUCUGAAUAUUUCUUCUGUUUAAGGGCAAAAGAUACUGUGAGUGUAUUUGCAGAUAAUGCACCCCACUAGGAGGGAUCUUGGGUUAUGUCCUGCUAUUUUACAUUUAUCAUUAAUACUGUUUUAUGGUUAUUCUUCACACUUGUGCAUGGUCUCUUGCAGCCUCUCACAUCUGGAUCUUAUCUCUGAGGUAAUUUUUCACAACCUUACUGGAGGUGGGUAAGAAGGCAUUUGUCACAAAAUCAAGUGAUGGGCCCCAAGUAAAACCUCUGUAUUACACCCACAGUUAUAACAAAGACUGCAAUGAAACACAUAACAGCUGCAAUAUGUUGCAUAGUCUAGAUGAAUGCAGGUCAAUUCUACUGAGCAACUGAUUGGACUAUUCAGCUGUUUUGUGAAUGAUGUUAGAAUCCCUUGUUAUUUUUAUCAAAUUUUUAUAAGAUUUGCACUACUGUAUUUUCAUCAUGUUUGUAAUUGUGGUACAGUACGUAUUGUACAUUUUUAAGAUACUUUAUGAUACUGUACUUUUUAAUUAUUUAAAAAAUGCAUAAUAUAUUAUAAGAUACUUUACUUCACUAAUAAUGUGGCAGCACAAAGGUAACAUCCUUUACGCAAUUUAUCAAAAUAUGUGGGGUGGGAACCCCUAGGCAAGGAAGGCUUGGGUAUCCUGAAGUAUUGUUGCAGCACAGCACACACCAUAGCAUAAUAAUGAACCGUAUUCAAAAUCGUUUUCCGUGGUCUUUCCUCAUGAGGAAUCCUCACGUUUUGCAUUCAAGAAGUGUGGGGAAUGCUCUCAGAUAUUACUGGAAUUUUCUUGAGAAGGGGGUGGGCACCCUAAGCAAGUCAUAGGGAUAAAUCAUUGUUGACCGUUAACAUAAUUGCAAUUACAAAUAUAUUGCAAUGCUUCUAGUAUAGUAAAAAAAAAGCAUCCUGUACAUAUAAGAUGAAUUUCGCCGACGGACAAGGACGGAUAUGACGUUUAGACAUUCAUACUAUACCCCCCAAAAUUUUAUAUUUCACAUUUGUUUACUAAAAAUCAGACUGCCAAAUUUGAAACCCAUUCAUGAAUCUAGUGUGAAUAUAGAGGAAAGUCUUACUAUAGAAAUAUCCCUCCAAUUUUGUUUGACACACUCCAGGAAGAUUUCUCUUUCGUUGUCAUUAUUUUCACUGGUGAUAUAUUAAUCAGAUAGUGUAUCCGAAAUUAAUGAAAUAUUUAAUUGCUUGUAGCAUAUUAGCCAAGGUCAGGGUUCAAUACUUGUAGCACAUUAGUCUAGGUCAGGGUUGAGUCAAUACUGAUGCUGAAGUCUUCACUCUACCACACAAACACACACACAUGUGAACUCAUUCAUCACCAGUAUACAAGAUUGGUAAAUUUUUACAAGUUGCCCAUAAUGUCCCACAAUAUUUUUGGGUCCAGUUCUAGAUAUAUCUCAUCAUUCUGAGUACCUUUCAUUCUAUACGUUUCUGUUGCAAAUGAAUAAUAGUGAAUGUAAUAGAACCUGACCUAACCAACCAAAGAACCAUACCUAACUCCCUAGCCAGCCCCCUCCCCCCAGGACCCCUGUCAUGUUAAACAGAAAGUACUUUUUUUGUUAUCUGGUACCAAUGAAACCACUUUAUUGAAGCGUCAUGGUAUAAUUUAAAAUUUUAUGUGAACGUGAGAGUACGCUGGGACCGAGCAACAGACGACAUGCAAUGACUCAGAUUUUGAGCAACUUGUUAAAAAAAUACCACAAGAUUUGUACUUUGUACAAUACAGUAUACAGUAUAUGAUAAUUCUAUUGAUUCAGUACAGUAAGUUCUUGUUUAACGUUGCCCCCGACUACAAUGUUUUGUUUAACGUUGCUACUCUUUAGAUACUCACGAUUCGGACAACGUCCCGCCGAUUCGGUAUAAUGUUGUCAAGGACUACUUAAUAUGGCGCAUCACCCCCUCUCAUCUUGGUGCGCUAUGCUCUCUUGCGGAGCGUCACAGCAUCCCCAAGCUUACGACAUACCAACAUUCCCUUUUUUCCUAUGUUGGCAGACCUGGAGCAAGUCCCACAUAAACCCCACGAUUUGUACCACCUAGAAUACAACCAGUGCCCAUGGCUUGAGCAAAGCUCACCAUGAGGAGAACCCACGUAAAACGAUCUUGAAUAUGGUUAAAUGUCUCAUUUACCUGCUUGGCUGUGGGACUAAACCUGUGUAUCAGGGGUUGUAUGACCAGAGCACUUCUUGACUGAGCCAUUUUUAUAAUACAAAUAGUACUCAUUAGCCUGUGUUUGUAUAAUAGUUUUCCAGAUGAUGCCUCAACAAAGUGGCUCUUGUUACUGCACAUGCCUGGUAGUAUGGCCUUACUACCCUUGACUGCUUGGGAGCUGAUCUUAUCUUUUCCCAAUACAUUCAUCAGCCCCAAAUAAGAUUCAAAGGCUGCACUCUAGAGGCAGGAGGUAUAGCUAGAAUACAUUACUUGCCAGCCCAGUCAGUACACACACUCAUCUAUCUACAUCCAACAUGACUCGAACCAGUCUGCCAUCUUGGAUCACCUUCAGUCCUUAGCCAAGAGUGAUCGUACCUAUUCAGCUAUCCACUAAGUGGCUUAUUUCUGAAGAAAAAAAGUUGCCUUAAUCCUUCUUGACACUCUGGGAGUUGUUGGAGAUUAUCAACAAGGUUAAGUGUUAUCAUUUAGGUAAGGCUGACAUUUCAUUUUACUUAUAUCACUUUAUAAGGUUUGUUUACAUUUCAUUCACCCUCUUUGACUCUCCUUACAAUCCUGAAGGCUCCAGGAUAUAGGUAACUAAUGUAUUGACAGUAUUGUACAGUAAGGGAAAGUUGUCAGGUACCCCUCUGCUGCUUGGUUACCACUACUACUACUUUCUUACUUACUUUUCAAGCUGGCUGUUAUAACAAGAUCUGUUCACUGGAAAGGUUCAGCCCUGUGGCCAAGUGGCUUGAAUACCCUCCAUCCUCCCCUGAGAUUAUGUGUAUUCAGCUUGGAACUGAAUGUUUUUAAGAUAGCUGACUGGUCUUGGAAUUAUGGUGGACAUAACCUUCAGCAUCUUGAAGGCAACCAUUGUAUCUAAUCUCCAAUAUUUGAAGAUGUGAUAAGGAGCAAUGAGUGGUCAUAAUACUGAAUCCCAGUUGCCAAUGGGGUGAAGGCAUAUACAGACAGAAACAACAACUCAACGGUAGGCUUCACCAGAUAAUACUGUACUGGGUAGUUACUCUAAACCAUUCCUCUAUUUACCAAUGCAUUACAGUAUUGUAUUGAAGUAUUGCACUUUAAUGGGUUUGAUGUCUUUCAUGUAUUUAAAUGCUCAUGAUAACCGUAAUUCAUCUUACUAUGUUUUAUGAUAAGUAAAAUAAACAGCAGACAAGGUACAUACAACAGUGUGUGAUUUUAGUGAUCAUUUUAUAAUUUUUAAAUAUUUUACAAAACUUAAUAUCUAUUUACAUAUAGGAUAUUUAAUACAAAAUGUUUAUGGAAAAGAAUAAAUGUAAAUGAUUUUAGUUCAUUGUAUAGAGUGUACUGAUAUUUAGAAAGGACGCUUCAUAUUUUUAGUACCUGGUCAGAGUAACGUUUUACCAAAUCCGGCUUCAAAACACGAGGUUCACGGCGCCAUAAGCUCGUUGAACAGGCUUUGUGUGAAAUAUAACAAAGUCUAGGACUGCUUUUAGU